ACUGACUCGGCGUCCACCAGAAGUGCAGUGGUUCCGCUUUACCUCAGCUGUGUGAGUGUGAUUUCUGUGAGAUUUGUAGAUCGGCGCGCGUGAAGAAGGAGUUGAAGUUAAAGGGAUUUAUUUCAUCGUUAUUAUCAUGGGCCAGAGGAAAAACCCUCGCACCCACGGCAGAAAAGAUCCUCCACCCGUAAAUACAGCUGUAAAGAGCGAUAAUAAGACUGCAGAACGCCACUCGAUCUUCAGCUGGCUGUUUGUGUUGGCUAUGCUGGGUGCCUGGUUAUCUGUGGGAGUCGUCUGGUUUGAGCUGGUUGACUACAAAGAUGUGGUUGGCAGUUUAGGAGGACUAUAUGAUGCUGAUGGUGAUGGAGACUUUGACAUCGCAGAUGCUAAAGUUUUGUUGGGACUGUCAGAGAUACCCGUGACAUCACAUGAAAUCCCUUUAGAAAAAGGUUCAGCAGAAGAAAUAAACAUAAAAUCGGAAGAAACAGAGUCUGUUUUUUCUAACAAAGAGCCAACAGAACAGCCUCAAUCUGAAUCUACACCCAAUGAUGAGACUUCAGUAGAGUCCACAACAGAUCCUACAACUCAACUCAAAACAGAGCCGCCAACAGCAACUCAAGCUGAAUCAGAAUCAGUGUCUACACCUGUAACACAUUCAGAAUCAACAGAUGAACAAACACCAGACGCCAAAUCAGAGUCAGAAGCCAAAAAGAAGAAACCAAAACUCCUGAAUAAAUUUGACAAAACCAUUAAAUCGGAGAUUAACGCCGCAGAGAAAUUGCGCAAGAAGGGAAAUGCUGAGGAAUCUCUUCGUGCUUUUGAAGCUCUUGUCCAAAAGUACCCUCACAGCCCGAGGUGUCGAUAUGGCAAAGCACAGGCAGAAGAUGAUUUAGCUGAGAAAAUGCGCAGCAAUGAGAUGCUAUUGAAGGCAGUAAACACCUACAGAGAAGCAGCUGAACUACCAGACGCACCACAUGACCUCAUUAAAGCCACAUUAAAGAGACGAGCGGAUAGGCAGCAGUUUUUAGGUCGUACAAGAGGAUCUUUAGCUACUUUGGAUAAGCUUGUGCAGAUGUUUCCAGAAGACACAAGUCUAAAGAAUGACCUCGGUGUGGCAUAUCUGCUCCUCGGAGACAACGAGGCUGCAAAACGAGUUUACAAGGAGGUUUUAGCAGCUGCUCCAAAUGACGGAUUUGCCAAAGUGCAUUACGGGUUCAUACUGAAAUCUGAAAACAAGAUUGCAGAAAGCAUACCUUAUCUGCGGGAGGGUUUGGAGACUAAUGAACCAGGCACUGAUGAUGGAAGGUUUUACUUUCACCUCGGGGAUGCGUUACAGCGAAUAGGAGACAAGAGUGCAUAUGACUGGUAUGAGGCGGGCUAUCGGCGGGGUCACUUCGCCUCUGUAUGGCAGAGAUCUUUGUAUAACGUCGCAGGACUCCGUGCUCAGCCCUGGUGGACGGCUAAAGAGACCGGAUACACAGAUUUAGUCAAGAUGUUGGAGCGUAACUGGUUGACGAUUAGAGAUGAAGCUCUGUCUGUGUUAGACAAAAACAGUGGACUGUUCUUGCCAGAAGACGAAAAUUUGAGAGAGACGGGAGACUGGGGACAGUUUACUCUGUGGCAGCAAGGUCGAAAAGUUGCUUCUUCAUGUGGUAGCGUCCCUAAAACCUGUGCUCUGCUGGAACGCUUCCCAGAAACCACCGGGUGUAAAAGAGGACAGAUAAAGUUUUCAGUAAUGCAGCCUGGUACUCACGUUUGGCCUCAUACCGGUCCCACUAACUGUCGACUGCGCAUGCAUCUAGGCCUCAUCAUCCCUAAAAAGGGCUGCAGAAUCCGCUGUACAAACCAGACGAGGGAAUGGGAGGAGGGAAAAGUCUUAAUAUUUGAUGACUCGUUCGAGCAUGAGGUCUGGCAGGAGGCAGACAGCUAUAGACUCAUCUUCAUCGUGGACGUCUGGCAUCCCCAACUCACCCAAUUACAGAGACAGACGCUUUCACCCAUAUAGAGCAAUCGUCCAAUCGCAGAGACUUGAAUGACGUCAGGAGCCAAUCAGAUUGACUGAUGUAGUGCUCAUCAUACAUCAUCUUCCUUUGCUGUCGUGAGGCAAUAUGAAUGUAUCAGUUUUAUGUAUAAUUCUCUUGAUAGUAAUGAAUAAUGUGAUUUAUGAUGAGCAUAAUGACUGAUGUUAAACGGAUCUGAUUAGUUAGUGCUCGAGUGUAAGAUUAAAGUUGAGGAUUAACAGCAUUUUAAGAUUGGGUAGUUAUGGGACCAGUCAAGAAAUCCUUUGACCUAGAGUCACAAUUCAUGUUUGUUACUAAAAGAAGAGACUUGAAGAGGUUACUGUUUUAUAAACGUGAUUGAACGUUGCACUGUAUCGUAGGUUAAACUGUGUCUGAAUGAAUUAUAUUCACAUAUAUGGACGAGUAACUGUGUAAGGAGCCAUACAUACAAACACAAAUUCACUUUGUGCCUGGUAAACACACGUCCAGGUCAGUUUUAACACAAGACAAAUGAUUUAAAGAAUUGUGAAGAAUUCAUGCAUUAUGAGAGUAUUUGUUACAUGCAUUUUAUUUAAUCUAAAUUUUUAUUGAGAAUACAUCAUUUUCAUUAAAAUCUCAGAUUAUUUGGGAGAGAAAUGUGACAGGGAGAUGUUUUCAGGUGAAUCACAUGCUUUGUUAACACUACAUGGAUGAUUUUUGUAUAAAAUGAAAAUGUUUACAUGAAAUGCCAAAUUUUUGUAUUUUUGUGUCAUUUAAUAAAAACGAAGUCCACUCUUAAA
Messenger RNA from Misgurnus anguillicaudatus (oriental weatherfish), 2779 nucleotides. The record is from RefSeq and is a predicted model, not a curated record. NCBI's taxonomy places the organism in Eukaryota, Metazoa, Chordata, Actinopteri, Cypriniformes, Cobitidae.